Meriones unguiculatus (Mongolian gerbil) is the source of this 1907-nucleotide messenger RNA. It is a transcript of the gene Klk8, whose product is annotated as kallikrein related peptidase 8. The transcript is spliced from 6 exons. The record is from RefSeq and is a predicted model, not a curated record. The coding region runs from base 138 to 920 and encodes 260 amino acids. Gene Ontology annotation, biological process: memory; proteolysis; neuron projection morphogenesis. NCBI's taxonomy places the organism in Eukaryota, Metazoa, Chordata, Mammalia, Rodentia, Muridae. Gene Ontology annotation, molecular function: serine-type endopeptidase activity.
GGGCAGAAGGCGGAGCCGUGGGCGGGGCUUCCUAGUUAUAAGGCUGCAAAAUCGUGUAUCCGACACGCGAAGGGCAGUCCGGGGGCCUCUUCCACCGAGUGCGAGUGACCCCGCCCCCUGCAUUCUGGAAGGCCACCAUGGGACGCCCCCCACCCAGUGCAACCCAGAUGUGGAUCCUUCUGUUUCUGCUAAUGGGAGCGUGGGCAGGACUCACCAGCGCUCAGGGCUCCAAAAUCCUGGGGGGUCAGGAGUGCAAACCGCACUCCCAGCCUUGGCAGGCAGCCUUGUUCCAGGGCGAGAGACUGAUCUGCGGGGGUGUCCUGGUGGGAGACAGAUGGGUCCUCACUGCGGCCCACUGCAAAAAACCAAAGUACUCGGUGCGCCUGGGCGAUCAUAGCCUGCACAGUAGAGAUGAGCCGGAACAGGAGAUGCAGGUGGCUCAGUCUAUCCAGCAUCCUUGCUUCAACAGCAGCAACCCAGAGGAUCACAGUCACGACGUAAUGCUCAUUCGAAUGCAGAACUCAGCCGACCUCGGGGACAAAGUGCAGCCCAUUAGACUUCCCAAUCAGUGUUCCAAAGCUGGCCAGAAGUGUACCAUAUCAGGCUGGGGCACCGUCACCAGCCCUCGAGAGAACUUUCCAGACACCCUCAACUGUGCACAAGUGAAAAUCUUUUCCCAGAACAAGUGUGAGAGGGCCUACCCGGGGAAGAUCAAUGACGUCAUGAUCUGUGCCGGUAGCAGCAAUGGGGCUGACACUUGCCAGGGUGACUCGGGCGGUCCUCUGGUGUGCAACGGCAUGCUCCAAGGCAUCACAUCGUGGGGCUCAGACCCCUGCGGGAAGCCGCAGAAGCCGGGCGUCUACACCAACAUUUGCCGCUACACUGACUGGAUCAGGACGACCAUGGACAACAGGGACUGAUCCUGCUGGCGGGGGGUCAAUAAACCCCACCUUUGGCCAACUCUUUGUGUUUUGGACUGUGUUGAGGGAGAAGGGAUAGAGGAGGGGGAAGAAUUACACCCUGCUAACAGACUUGGUGGGAGGCACGAAGGGACCCGUGGCUUCGGUGUCCAUCACACUGACUGUACAAGGACUUGAAAGACCUUGUCUCUCAGGCACGCGUCUGUCAUCCUAGCAUUCAGGGGGGAGAGGUUGGAGGAUCGAGGGUUUAGGGCCAGCCUUAAGUGACAUCGUGAGUUCAGGGCCAGCCUGGGCUAUGUGAGACCUUGCUUUAAGAAGGAGGAGGGAAAAGAGGAGGAGAAAAAUCAACCUUGAUUAGUGGGGGGGGGGGGGGUUGUUUCAAAGGAUAAAAAUUUAAUAAUUUCCAAACAUCCAGGGUUCUGGUCUAUGAAAAAAAAAGUGCUUUUUUUUUUUUCCCUUCCCCUCCUCCUUGUUUUAUUUGCUUGUUGUUCUUUUUGGGUUUUGGUUUUUCGAGACAGGGUUUCUCUGUGUAGCCCUGGCUGUCCUGGGCUCACUUUGUAGACCAGGCUGGCCUUGAACACACAGAGAUCUAUCUGCCUCUGGCUCCUAUGCACCACCAUGCCCAGCCCCCACUUCUUUCCACAGAGGACCUCCUGUGAGACAGGGUUUCAUUAUGUAGGGCAGCCUGGCCUCAGAACCGUGAUUCUGAUGCCCCAGCCUCCUGAGCGUUGGAAUGAGAGGAGAACACCAUCACACUUAGAGUCUCCAUUACGUUUUUUCUGCUCUAAAACUUGGUGUUGGGGUUGAUCUUUGCCCAUGCCAGGAGAGUGCUUUACCCCAAAAUCAUGUCCCAGGGCCCUUACUAGGGGAUUCUACGUAAAAUCUUUACCACUGAGCCAUGCACCCAGCCCCUCACUGGUGGGUUUUAGGUAACUCUACUGCUGAAAUGCAUCCACAGCCCUUUUAAUUAAACAAAAAAUUAAAAAA